GCUUUUUUGUGACUGGAUUUGUUAAGCUUAACGGAACUACUCUCAGUACAGCAAGUGCUGAAUGUUGUCAUGUGUUAAUAAGUUAAAAAUGUGAACAGGACCGAUGAUGAGAAGCUCCGGCUGGUUCCUGACAGCAGUACUUCAGGUCAUCAUCUUUGUAUGACGGGCUGUGCCAGCUUUGUACUCAUCAUUCAUUCAGCAUUUCCAUAAUUUUUUCUUCAGUGCAGUAGUACCAUGAAGAGUGGAGGAAGAGGUAAGGCACAGCCUGUUGAGGAGGUCACUGGCAAAAGACCUAAACGUAAAUGCCUGCAGUGGCACCCUCUUCUUUCCAAGAAGGCUUCAGAGUUCUCUGAGGAAGAGGAAGAUGAAGAUGAGGAGGAGCUGGGGAAGGCAGGGCUGUGCAGUGAAGAUCAGGACUCCCAAGUGCAUAAUGUAAGCACAGCAGAGGAAGCUGAAGAAGACUCUAAUGAACAGCGGGCACGUCGGCCUAUGAAUGCUUUCCUCCUCUUUUGCAAGCGGCACCGUUCUCUGGUGCGACAGGAACAUCCUCGUCUUGACAACCGCGGGGCCACAAAAAUAUUGGCUGACUGGUGGGCUGUGCUGGAGCCCAAGGAGAAGCAGAAAUACACUGAUAUGGCCAAGGAGUAUAAAGAUGCCUUUAUGAAGGCUAACCCAGGCUAUAAGUGGUGUCCCACUACAAGCAAGCCACUCAAGAGCUCUUCCUAUCAGCAUGUCAGCUGUCCUCGCAAAAAGGUGUGGUCCUUCUCCUGCAACUCACCCAAGGACUCUACUGCCAAAAAUGUGCCCAAAAGCGACAGUUUGCACCAGUUGAACUUUGCCAUGGCAGACCCCACAAAGAUGGGAGGCCUGAGCAUGCUGCUGUUAGCUGGUGAACACGCCCUCACAAACAGGGAGAUCUCUCCCAGCACUAAAUCUACAUUACCUGACACAGCCAUUAAAGGAAGCUCCUUUUCAGAGGAAACUAAAGAGAUGUUGUCUCAGACAAGUCCCAACAGAGUGCCUGAUAUUAUUGACAGCAGGAUGAAGACAGGGCUUUCCCUGGUGGAAGAGAUUGACCCCAGAACAAAAGCCAAAGGCCUUGUGGAGAGGCUCUCUCUGAAGCUGUCUUCCUUGUCAGGCACCCUUGAAGGAAAAACAUGCAGACAGUCAGCUCUCUUCCAGCUUGCAGAGAUGUGUUUAGCAUCAGAAGCAGGAAAAAUAGACUCAAUAGUGUCUCAGCCCGAUGACAACUGCUCCACAGCAACACUCAAGCAAAUAUCCAUGAAGCCUGGAGUUAAGGAGGAGAGAGACGCCUCUGACUGCUCUAGUCCUCCUCAUAGAUCGCCCUCCCCUCCGUCUCCUUCUUCUGGAACAUCCACCCCCACUGCUCAGCAUACUAGCCAAAGUGGAUGUGUCAAAAAGAAGACCAAGAAAUAUGAGGGGUUGAAGUCUAAUGACAUCCAAUGGUCAGAAAAAAGAGUGGGCACAAAUUGUCAGCACUUUGAAUCAAAUGUGGACAGCACCAUUGAGGCAGUGGCCAGAGGAGCUUGGAUUGACAAAGAGGAUAAAUCCAAGAAGAAGACCUCUCCCGGUCUUAUCAGUAGAAGCUCUGGUCUGCCACAAAAGAAAACUAAGACCAAAGUUAAGACACUGGUUAAAGCGAAAGAAGAAGAGUUGGAAGACAGCAGCAAGCUGCAGGGAUCCUCUGAUGGGGAGAGAAAGAAAGUAGCGCCUGGCAUUGAGGCCAAGAUUGAAGCAGAAAGUGUAAAUAGUGAAAGCACAGGCCUUCAAGGCUGCAUGCCAGAGUCUCCCCAGCUCCACUGCGGUCAAUCGCCGGUGAAGCCCAAAGAAGAGGACAAGGAGAAGCACAAGGAGAAAGAACAGCAGAAGGCUAGUGACACAACCUGUGAGCUGAACACACACAACCAUGGCUCCAGAAAAUCCGAGCGAAGCUGUAAGGGUGCCUUGUACAAAACUCUUGUGUCUGAGGGAAUGCUAACUUCACUGAGAGCCAAUAUAGACAGAGGUAAAAGAGGUGGUUUGCGCGCCUUUGAUCAUGAUUCUAACUGGAGUCAGGACAGCUGGACAGUUUCACACUUGGGACCAAGUAAUACCAAGAAGCUAAAAAAGUCCAAGUCCAAAGAAGAGUCUUCUCAGAGCCUGGGAAAACUAGAAGAGGAGUUUGAAAAGAAGUUCAACAGCCUGCCGCAGUACAGUCCACUCACCUUCGAUAAGAAGGGGACAGCUGUUGCCAAGAAAAAGAAAAGUGACUGCUCCUCUAGCGUAGAUGAACCCUCUAAAGCUCCAAAAGUGGAACAGAGUAACUGCUGGCAGCUGGAUUCAGUUUCAAAAGUUCCGCCCUCUGCUUCCAUGUUCCCUGACAUCCAUGGUGCCUCCAGCAUGGAGAUGCUAGUUGGCAGCCAGAAGAGGAAGGCUAGGAAGUCCAGGAUUACACACUUGGUGCGCACGGCUGAUGGCAGUGUUUCUGCAGCUGAAGAAAACAAAGCUAUGGAUCUAAACCAGGAACAGGAUAAGAAGCCAUUAAACCAACAGAAUUUAUGCAAUGACAAAAGGUGCUACCGCAGUCCCACAGCAGAGGAGACAGGGCGGAACACCUUACCACCAGAGUUACCUGCUUUCUUCAGUUUGGCAGCCCUUGCUGAGGUAGCAGCCAUGGAAAAUGUUCACAGAGGCCAGAGAAGCUUAGCUCAAAGCCAGAAGAAAGAACUUGUACAAACUCCGGUUCUCAUAUCCUGCGCUGAUCAGUGAAGUGAUGCUGCUGCUUCUGGAAGAAGAUGACAUGAACAGUAGUAGUGAAGCUUUGCUUUCCUGAGAGGUUGUUUGUUUGGAAGGCUUGGACAAACUCCAGACUCUGAUUUUGCUUGAAUCUAAUAUAUGGGGAAAGAAACCCUCUCCUCUCCUCUCCUCUCCUCUCCUCUCCUCUCCUCUCCUCCUCCUCCUCCUC
Molecule: messenger RNA, 2965 nt
Organism: Gambusia affinis (western mosquitofish)
Lineage: Eukaryota; Metazoa; Chordata; Actinopteri; Cyprinodontiformes; Poeciliidae
Product: HMG box transcription factor BBX
Exons: 16
Coding region: 235-2769 (844 amino acids)
Biological process (GO): regulation of transcription by RNA polymerase II
Cellular component (GO): nucleus
Molecular function (GO): RNA polymerase II transcription regulatory region sequence-specific DNA binding; DNA-binding transcription factor activity, RNA polymerase II-specific
Source: RefSeq, a predicted model, not a curated record